CCAAGUCGAAAAUCAAUCUAUACACACACAGAUAAAGCUUAAAGCUUUUUAUAGUGAGAGAGAAAGGGGAGUGGUCUUCAUGAGAGUAUCUCUGAAGCAGAUAAACUUAUUCAGGAUUUUGUUCUAUCACCAUGUGCAAUCCAAACAGCACACCCGCCAUAGCUGUAACUGAACAACCAAACCAAACACCACAAACCCAUUUCUACUUCAAUCUGUUAUCACUACCAGACACCAUCAAAGACCACGAAAACCCCAAACCAGACUCGAAAAACAGAACCCAAUUCAUCACUUACUCACAGAUCAUCAAAGAGACCAAAGCACUCUUUCACCUCUCUUUACCCAUUGCACUAACCGGCCUCAUCCUCUACUCUCGUUCUAUCCUCUCCAUGCUCUUCCUCGGCCACCUCGGUGACAUCGAACUCGCUGCCGGCUCUCUCGCCAUUGCCUUCUCAAACAUCACCGGUUAUUCGGUCCUCUCCGGCCUAGCUUUAGGCAUGGAGCCUCUCUGUUCACAAGCUUUUGGUGCCAAUCGUCCCAAGUUUCUCUCUCUAACUCUACAUCGCUCUGUUAUUUUCCUACUUGUUUCCUCCAUACCCAUCACUUUUUUAUGGCUCAAUGUUUCCAAAAUUCUUAUAUAUUUACACCAAGAACCCAUUAUCACACGCUUGGCUCACACGUACCUCAUCUUCUCUCUCCCUGACCUCUUCACCAACUCCUUCAUUCACCCAAUCCGCAUUUACCUUCGCGCUCAAGGCAUCACCCACCCGCUCACGUUAGCAUCACUCGCCGGCACGAUUCUCCACUUACCCAUCAACUUCUUGUUCGUCUCUUAUCUCCGGCUCGGCGUCGCUGGUGUCGCCGCCGCCUCCGCCGCGUCCAAUUUCAUCGUCUUGGUGUCUCUAGUUCUGCACGUGUGGGCCACUGGAUUGCACGUGCCGACGUGGACCACGCCGAGCCGAGAGUGCUUCACCGGCUGGAAGCCGCUGAUUCGGCUUGCUGGGCCGAGCUGUGUUUCGGUGUGUUUGGAGUGGUGGUGGUACGAGAUCAUGAUCGUGCUGUGCGGUCUACUGGUGGACCCCAGAGCAACGGUGGCUUCAAUGGGUGUGUUGAUACAAACGACGUCGUUGAUAUAUGUGUUUCCGUCGUCACUCGGGUUCGCGGUUUCAACUCGUGUGGGGAAUGAACUCGGAGCGAAUCGACCCGAUAAUGCUCGGGUGUCAGCCGUGGUGUCUAUAUUUUGGGCGGCUCUGAUGGGUUUAUCAGCGACGUUUUUUGCUUCUGGAAUGAGAGGUACGUGGGGCAGGAUGUUUACUAACGAUGUCAAGAUCCUACGGUUGACAUCGGCUGCUUUGCCAAUCCUAGGGCUGUGCGAGCUCGGGAACUGUCCACAGACAGUCGGGUGUGGGGUGGUCCGUGGGACGGCCCGACCCAGCACCGCGGCUAACGUGAACCUGGGAGCAUUCUAUCUGGUGGGAAUGCCAGUGGCGAUUGGGCUUGGGUUUUGGACAGGGGUUGGUUUUUGUGGGCUGUGGAUGGGCUUGUUAGCAGCCCAGGUAUGUUGUGCGGGGCUGAUGUUGUAUGUGGUUGGGACCACGGACUGGGAGUACCAAGCGAUGAGGGCACAGGUGCUAUCGUGCACAGGAUGUGGAGAAACCGCACUGUCCGGAGAUUGUGACGAUCAGAACAAGGAACCCUUGAUUUGUAUAAUGGUCACUUCAUCAUGAUAACCAAACGAUUGAUGUAAUUUUUAUUUUUUAUAUAACCUUUUAUUUUUCCUAUUAAUUUUCAAGUUUGAUUGUGAAUGACUUACCUAAUUUGGGAUUUAAGAGAAUUAGUAGUAAAGAUGUUGAUUUAUUUAUUUUCUGGGAUUGGCUAUUUCUAUCCUUAACACACUACUCACUGUCUAUGAAUCAAAAUUGCCCCUAUUCAGAAAAAAUAAAAAUAAAUAAAUUAUUGCCCCUAAAGGCUUUAUAUAUAUGUAACUAAUUUAAUUCCGUAGUUUU
Cornus florida is the source of this 2003-nucleotide messenger RNA. RefSeq names its product protein DETOXIFICATION 52-like. Gene Ontology annotation, cellular component: membrane. NCBI's taxonomy places the organism in Eukaryota, Viridiplantae, Streptophyta, Magnoliopsida, Cornales, Cornaceae. Gene Ontology annotation, molecular function: xenobiotic transmembrane transporter activity; antiporter activity. Bases 132 to 1724 code for a protein of 530 amino acids. Gene Ontology annotation, biological process: xenobiotic detoxification by transmembrane export across the plasma membrane. The transcript has a single exon. The record is from RefSeq and is a predicted model, not a curated record.